CUGCCCCAGCAUGAAGGUGAAACGGUGUGCGAACAGAUAAGCAAGAAACUUUGUUUCCGCGCCUCGGGCACCUGCCAAAAUGUAACACCAGCUCAGAAGUGAUUUCAUCGUUCAGCGGAGCGAACAGUGAAUACCGAAUUCCUUGCAGAAAGGGUGAAAGGUCAUUUGGUUCGCCUGAUCCAGAGUUUCAUAUAUUUUGGAGUCCCUGGAGAUAACAAACGGACAAAAUGGUGUCGGCAGAGACAAUCGGAUCGAUAUUCAUAAAAGUUUUUAAACUGGUUCUAAACAUCGUAAUCCUCAUCCUGUAUCGUACCGGUUAUGGCGGAGACUUUCUCGGUGUGGGUGGCACGUGGAACCUCAACGAGGAGAAAAGUCCCGAUGCGGAGAUUGUGGCGUCCGGAGUAUUUGUCGGCUACUUCAUUUACACCUCGGUUCAGCUAAUUACGUUCGCCUUCGGAACGACCAAGUUGAAGCGGGAACUGUCGGACACGAUAAUGAACGUCGUCGGUACCUUCAUGUGGGUUGCCGUGGGAGGAACGGCUCUCCACUACUGGCACGGUUACCUGUCGGAGUACGAUUUCCAGCACAUUUCACCGGAGCGAACGGCUGGUCUUGCUCUUGGUUCACUUUGCGUCGUCUCCGGUGCGCUCUACCUGGCGGAUUCGGUGCUGGCAUUUAUACACUAUGCCAAGCAUGAGAACAGCAAAUACUAAUUGAAGGAGGGUACCAGUCCGUCGACUUAAUUAUACCGCUAGAUUGUAAGCUUGAAUUAUUACCGUCUAUCGCGAUGCUGUCCCAAAAAAAGCAUCGCAAAGUAAAGUAAAGCCACAGGCUCGUAGGUGUACAAACGAGAGGAAAAACUGUCAUAAUUCAUAAGUAUUGUUUAAGAUUAUCAACGCUACUUCUCCAAGUCUCUUACUACCAACAAUUAUGAAAAAAAAGUUGUAAGUAGCAAUUAACGACAAUUUUCAUUUAUUUACUACUUAAAUAAGCAACAUUGGAAUUGUGAAAUACUUUUACAAACAAGCAGUGGAAUGACUCAACGCUAAUUACAAGCAAAUAAACUAUUUCUCAUUGUCACAGUAACUAGUAACAAGUAACAGAUUGGAAAACUAUUCAUAAAACGAACCAUAGAUCAAAUCAUGUUCCAUUAUUAUUUUACAAUUACACAAUAAAUUAGGUUAAGGGA
Molecule: messenger RNA, 1189 nt
Organism: Wyeomyia smithii (pitcher-plant mosquito)
Lineage: Eukaryota; Metazoa; Arthropoda; Insecta; Diptera; Culicidae
Gene: Ssk
Product: protein snakeskin
Exons: 4
Coding region: 228-713 (161 amino acids)
Biological process (GO): septate junction assembly
Source: RefSeq, a predicted model, not a curated record